UUAAAUGUAAGAUUCAACGAACUGCAUUUUAUAAAUUUGGUCUUUUCCUGAAAAGAAUGCAGUGUUGUUGUGAAACAUUGUUAUAGCUCACAAGUCGAAUAGAAAACCUACAGAAUAGGUCAUCAAUAAAAGUUAGCUAGCUUUGCAGGUAGACGUCUGUGUUAUAAUCAGGUGUGCUUCCGGCGAAAGAAAGUUCUGUCAGCUGAGGACAGUCAGGGGUUUGUGUCUCUGUCAGCUGAGGCAUGGGCAGCCCCUCCACUACCACUCUGGAUGAAGUUCAUUGUCUCUGGCCUUUGUGCUCCCACACCUGCUGCUGGGAGGCUGAGCAGCGGAUCCAUGCAGGCAAACCUCGCAUGUUAAAGGCCCUCACCUCUUGCAGGGCCUCAGCAACAGCUGCUGAUGAUGAUAGGUUUCCAGCUGUCACUGUGGUUAAUGCAGCAGACUGGACUAACGCUGGCUCGUCCACUGAGGUCUUUUCUCUUAAAAGUGAAGAUAAUGUCUCAAAAGCUGCUACCGAUGCUCUCAUUAGCCACGUGGCUUCACCGAAGGGAGCAAGAAGACAUGUUAAGCCUCCUCAGCUUCAUGUCAAGAAUCUGAUUUUCCUUCCCUCUCCUGAGAUGAACAAAUCCAUUGAAAUCAAGAAGAAACUCAAACAGGACAAGGCAAGAAAAAGGGUUCUGUUGAAGCAAACCUCUUUGAAGUCCCAGUUGAAUCAGGAAGGGAAGGGUUGGCUGAAGGUGGAUACUGACCCAUCAGAUCCUGGUAGGUCCUGGCCAGGCCCACAUAGUGACCUCCAGGUAAAGAAGGUCCCUGCCGCUCCCCAGUGUCACAAUCUUGUUCCUGUGGGUCAAACUCUGGUCACUGCCCCUGAGGCUAAAGGCAACCAGCAGCCGCCUAGGUCAGCCCAGACCCUCCGCCCCAGGAAAAAACAGGUGGUUCUGCAGCCCGUCUGUGAGGGGAUGCAGAAGAGGCACACCCGAGAUGAGCACCGCACCUUCAAACAUAAACUGGACAUGAAGGCUGGAAUCGAUGGGAUUGAUUGGGAGAGUCUGAAGAGACAAACUUACCAGUGGAGGAGGCACAUCCUGCCUGCUGAGUCUUCAUCUUUAGAGGACAAGGCAGAACAUGUACCGGACAGCUUCCACCCAGCCCCCAUACUGAGCUCAUACUACCAGUCCAAGAGCCCUUCAACCACAGGCGCUGCUAAAUGCCAAAAUAAAGCCUACAUGAAUGAGAUAUGGCAGUGCUGUACUGUACAGCUAAGAGGAAUGAAGGCUCCAAAUGAAGGUUUUCAACAUACCGUUACUGGAACACUGCACAAAUCACUAUAGAUGCAGAUGAUCAGAAUGAUAUGAAGCCGUGUAUUAAAGGGGCCGAUCCUGCUCCAAACUCCAAGCAAAGCUCACUGGUGUCAAGUACUGUGGAACUAACCCGGUCAACUCAGCAGAACAACAGCAGACAACUGCCCGCCAACUUCAUGUCUACUGCCUCCACCAUCCAGUCUAAUCCCUUCUAUUUAUGAAGAAGGUAGAGAAGACUGUAAACAUGCCUAAUUAGACAUUAAAGUGAGCAUUCGUGAAAUAAUGUGUAAUAGCAUUAAAUGAGCGGUAUCUGAUGUUGAGAUAACAACAGCCUCUGGUUCCUGUUAGAAACAUGGCUGUACAGCAGCAGGUGUCACCACAGAGUCACUGAAGGUCAGGUUAACUUGAAAACUGGACCAUUCUGGAAAAAUACUUUUCAGUAUAGAAAUGAUUACAGUAUGUACGAGUAUGAUUACAACAUGGGGUGAUAUCUUUUUUUGCAGGCACGACAGAAGAAAUUUUGGAAUGAAAUUACUUGGUCGCCAUAGUUUUAAUUCAGAAGGCAAUCGCAAUAUAUUCAGUCAACUUUAGAUAAAUGUAACAUUGGCUGUUUUUGAUGUUAAUUAGAUUAGGUCAGUGAUCCUCAUGACGAAAUAGUGCCAUUGUUGGAUCAGGAAAGAGGGUCUAGAAACUGGGAAGAUCAUAUGAUUGAAACGUGAAAUAAUAAUACAGUAAAUAAAGAUAAACAUGCAGCCUU
Messenger RNA from Thunnus maccoyii (southern bluefin tuna), 2058 nucleotides. RefSeq lists its product as uncharacterized. The record is from RefSeq and is a predicted model, not a curated record. Lineage: Eukaryota; Metazoa; Chordata; Actinopteri; Scombriformes; Scombridae. The coding region runs from base 243 to 1331 and encodes 362 amino acids. The transcript is spliced from 9 exons.